AUUCUAAUCCAAAUACGUGCUGGUACGUACCCACGGGCCACUCUUCCAGUACUUCUCCUAUCUAUAUAUACAUGAUCCGGCCUUUUCACUCCAAACCAUUAACUCGUGGGAGACACCCAUAUAGUAGAAUAUAGGAAUCUCUCUGUUUUUUUUUUUUGCGAUCUUCCUCCUGCAUAAUCAAGCUUUCGGGUUUUGGACAAUCAAAUGGGUGCUCGGUUUCUUCUCAUAGCUGUGUGGUCACUUUCCAUUGGCUUCAGCCUCUACCCUCAAACAGCGUCAGCACAAUUAAAAAAAAACUUCUAUGCGAACAUCUGCCCAAAUGUCGAAAACAUCGUUAGAGAUGCGGUUCAAAAGAAAUUCAAACAAACUUUCGUCACAGUUCCAGCAACCAUCCGUCUCCUUUUCCAUGAUUGCUUUGUCCAGGGCUGUGAUGCAUCAGUAAUCAUACAAUCCACUGGAAGCAACGAGGCAGAGAAGGAUCACCCUGAUAAUCUGUCGUUAGCAGGAGAUGGAUUUGACACCGUGAUUAAAGCCAAGGAGGCGGUUGAUGCGGUCUCAAGUUGCACAAACAAGGUCUCGUGCGCAGAUAUUCUGGCCCUGGCAACCCGAGAUGUCAUUGCACUGUCAGGUGGACCAUCUUAUGCUGUAGAGUUGGGUAGAUUGGACGGCCUGAGCUCAAAAGCAUCAAGCGUAGAAGGGAAGCUGCCUAAGCCCACCUUCAAUUUGGACCAGCUCAAUUCCAUGUUCGCUGCCAAUGGUCUCUCCCAAACGGAUAUGGUUGCUCUGUCAGCUGCGCACACCGUUGGAUUCUCUCACUGUAGCAGAUUUGCGAACCGGAUAUACAAUUUCAGCCGUCAGAACCCGGUGGACCCAUUGCUGGAGCAGAAUUAUGCGACCCAGCUGCAAUCAAUGUGCCCGAAGAAUGUGGACCCCAGGAUAGCCAUCAACAUGGACCCAAACACGCCCAAAAAGUUUGACAACGUCUACUUCAAGAAUCUUCAACAGGGGAAGGGACUCUUCACCUCGGACCAAGUUCUGUUCACUGACACAAGGUCUAAGCCCACGGUAAAUAGCUGGGCAAGCAGCUCUUCUGCCUUUGAAACUGCUUUUGUCACUGCCAUUACCAAGCUGGGUCGAGUUGGAGUCAAGACUGGCCAGAAUGGCAACAUUCGUCGUAAUUGUGCUGCUUUUAAUUGAUGCAACCAGUCCCACAAUAGUCAAAAGUCCGCAGCUUGCAUGAAGCUACGUACAUGAUAUCAAAUCAAAGGAAAAUAAAACAAAUAGAGAAGCUGACAUUAAUUUCAUUAUAUAUGUAACUUGAAUAAUACGUAAUGUCGACUUUCCUUGUAUUUGGACCAGUGAAGUUGAAGACAUUCCACGCUGGGCUUCUAUAUUUAUUAA
Juglans regia (Persian walnut) is the source of this 1401-nucleotide messenger RNA. Its product is annotated as peroxidase 73-like. The record is from RefSeq and is a predicted model, not a curated record. The transcript is spliced from 4 exons. The coding region runs from base 205 to 1197 and encodes 330 amino acids. Lineage: Eukaryota; Viridiplantae; Streptophyta; Magnoliopsida; Fagales; Juglandaceae. Gene Ontology annotation, molecular function: heme binding; peroxidase activity. Gene Ontology annotation, biological process: response to oxidative stress; hydrogen peroxide catabolic process.